AAAAACAAGAUAAUUAAAUAGUUUAUUUUUGCUCUUUUCUUAGUGUGCAAAGAUGUUUUUAAGCUGGUUAACAGUUCUGUACAACUGGACAUACAAAAAAAAUGGAACAGCCGAUAAAGAUAUUGACUGGACAUUUAAAGCAAAAAGUCUCAUUGUGAGAUAUAAUGGAAAUCCUCCAAGUAGAAUAUUUAGAGGUUAUAAAGACAGGGUGGAGUUUAAUGAGGAAACCUACAGUCUGACACUGAAGAACUUACAGAAGAGUGAUAGUGGAAUCUAUGAAGCAGAAGCCUCUGGUGAAACGAAGGAAGUUGUUGCUAUGUACCAACUACAUGUGUUCGAUCUAGUGGAGAAACCAGUCCUUACUGCUUCUCAUCAGCAAAGCGAUGACUUCUGUAAUGUGACUCUCACCUGUGAAGCUCAGAAGCUCUCAGUAACCUCUCACUGCUACAAUGAUAAUUGUGAUAUGAAGGAAAAGAAUACAUCUGGAGACAUGUUUCCAUUCCUCUCACUGUAUGUUAGUAACAACAUUAUUUGUAAUCAUAGCAACCAAGUGAGCUGGAAAAAUACAACUAUGGAGAUAAACAUGUGAAAGCUUUACAAGUGUUUGAAAUUUUCAUUUAUGUGCUGGUACCAUGAGUUGUCAAAAGACAAAAACUGUCUAAAAAGCAUUAUGGUGUGAUCAAGAUCACUGGAUACAAACAAAAAAGUAAGCGUUCUAUGGAAGAAGCGAGUGGUCUGGAAUGCAGAAGGAAUAAUAAGUCAACCUGACUACAUACUUUUUAGGGAAUUCUCAAUUAUGCACUCAUUUAUGUCAAUCCUACAAUCUGCCUGCCUAGAAAACUAAAAUAUAUGCUAAUUAUUUUAUUACUUCUGCUAGCAAGCUCCAUUGAUCUGUGCAUUGGUCACGUCCAUGUUGCUAUAUUGAUGUCUGGAUGCUGCGGUUUGUAUUUCUUUUUUAUUUUUUCUGUCUUUUCUAUGUAUAGGGAGACUGUAAAUAUGAACUACCCUAUUAAUAAAGGAAAAAAUAAAAUCUGGAUAACAGUCCAACAUUGUGGACCAUCAGUGCUCAUGUGAGUGACAUUAUAUUAGAAAAUGAUUUAGUAAAUCUUAAGAACAACCUUCAAUCCAGCCAAAUAUGUAUAAAAUAAAAAAGCAAAUAAAAUAUUUAUAUAGGUUCCAAAUUCAGAACUGUGUAAGUGCCAUCCUCACAUUUAAAUCUUUUCAAUUUGUUUCACUUUUUAGAUCUUUAGAAUCAUGUGCAUUCAUUGCAGCAGUUUUUCUGUUCUUUUAGCUCUGAGCAGAGCUCCAUGUCAUAGUUUUCGAUUUCUGAAUCCAAACUUAGAAAAAAGGUUUAAAAAAUAUAUUAAAAAAAGAAGAGAAUAAUUGUUGCACUUAUUUUGUUGAAAAAUUAGUUAUCUUCCUAAAUUAUUCUUGCUAAAAUCUCAAGCAGUGGUGCUUGAAGGUUGUUGAAGCAUCUAGAAUUUUCUAUAUUUCUGCAAAAAAGAUGACCCAAAACACUCAGAUUUUCAUGGUUUCCAACAGCAGUGUGCAGCAAUAACUGCAAGUAACCGUUUCCGCUAACUGUUGAUCAGUCCUGCAUUUAUGUGAAAAUCUGAUGUUUUGGGUCAUAAAUUCACAGAAAUAUAGAAUAUUCUAAACAUUUUAUAAUAUACUGUAUAUUAUCUUCUAAUAAAAAUGACAUUUUAAAGCCAUU
This is a messenger RNA of Tachysurus fulvidraco (yellow catfish), 1714 nucleotides long. RefSeq names its product SLAM family member 9-like. The transcript is spliced from 2 exons. The record is from RefSeq and is a predicted model, not a curated record. Bases 53 to 589 code for a protein of 178 amino acids. NCBI's taxonomy places the organism in Eukaryota, Metazoa, Chordata, Actinopteri, Siluriformes, Bagridae.